CUCCUGGUCACAGCUGAGACAGCACCACCUAGCUUCCUUCAGAGACUUCAGAGCUCCACAGUGAGACAGGGCAGCCAGGUGAGGCUGGACGUCCGAGUCACAGGUAUCCCAACACCUGUGGUGAAGUUCUACAGAGAGGGAGCAGAGAUCCAGAGCUCUGCCGACUUCAGGAUCCUCCAGGAGGGAGACCUGUACAGUCUGCUGAUAGCUGAGGCCUUCCCAGAGGAUUCUGGGACGUAUUCUGUGACCGCCACUAACAGCAGCGGACGAGCCACAUCCACCGCUGAACUGCUGGUUCAAGGUGAAGAAGCUGUUCCAGCAAAGAAAACCAAGACAGUGAUUUCAACCUCUCAGAUUUCACAAACUCGGCAAACCCGAGUGGAGAAGAGGAUGGAGGCCAGUUUCCAGGCCACCACCAUGAUGGAGAUGCAGGUAGGGGGCGCCGAGGUGACACAACAGCUGGCUCACAAGACCCCGCCCAGAGUCCCUCCCAAACCCACAUCUAAGUCCCCGACCCAGCCCUCGCUGGUCGCCAAGGUGACAGGAGGACGCCAGCAAUCCCCGUCACCCGUCAGACAUGUUAAGGCGCCCACGCCAACACCUGUCAGGCCUGCUUCUCCCACUUCAAGACUCUCAGUCUCCCCCAUCAGGCCAGUCAAGUCCCCCAUCACCACCCGAAGACAGGGGGCCGCCGGCACCGACGUCUUGCCACCAUGGAAGCAGGGAGACUACGCUGAGGCCAGCUUAACCAGCAUGACCAGUAUGACCACCGUCACCCAGCUCGGUCAGGAGCAGCGCUGGGAGCAGGUCGUUGGGGUCAAAGAGGCCGUGGAAGGGCAACGAGCCGGAGCGGUGGCCACAGUGAUGGCCGCCGUCGACCUGGCUCGUGUCCGUCAGCCCAUUCAAGUGGAGGGUGGUGGAGCUGAAGAGGCAGAGUUAAGGCAACAGGUCGCUGCUGACCAACAGGUCGCUGCUGACCAACAGUUUGGAGGCGGCUGGACAACAAAAGAACAGAUGCUAACUGCUCAGUUUACACCUGAACCGGCCCUGCCGCUGCCUCAGGUUAGAUGGCUGCUCCAGAUUCAGAAAGCGACAGAAAUCCACGUGGACACUGGUCUGGUCUCGUCUCCAGUUCCACAUUUCACGGUUUCUAAAGUUUCUGUCCCAAAACCUGAGUCUAGCUCUGAGGUUUCCAUCGCCGGGUCUGCUAUCGCUACUCUGCAGAAAGAGUUAUCUUCAUCCUCUGCCGCCGCUCGAAAGAUCAUCAAGCCCGUCAAGUCUCCCAGUCCAUCUCGGAGAGUGGACGAGACCAGAGGGACGCCAGAGCCCACACCUCCGCCGUUCAAAGAUUUCCCCGACACAUAUCAGAGUCAUUAUGGCGCCAAGACACAGAGGGGGGUGGUGUGUUCGGGGGGUAUGGAGAGAAUGUAUGAGGACUGGGGAACCCAGGUGGUGGAGGCAGCAGCCGUACCUUCUGCAGGUGGUGCCGUGGUUCCACCCACACUGGUGUCUGGCUUGAAAAACACAAAUGUGACGGAGGGUGAGUCCAUGACCCUGGAGUGUCAGAUCAGUGGGCAACCUGCACCAGUUAUCAUGUGGUUCAGAGAGGACUACAAGAUUGAGAGCUCCAUCGAUUUCCAGAUCAGCUAUGAAAAUGGAUCUGCUCGGCUGGUGAUCCGUGAAGCAUUUGCUGAAGACAGCGGCCGCUUUACUUGCACCGCCACUAAUGAGGCGGGAACAGUCAGCACCUCCUGCUACCUGCUUGUCCAAGUGUCCGAGGACAUCGAGAGCAGGGAGGAGAUGGCUGUCAUCACCGAACAUGUUGAAACUGCUCAAGAGACACUUGUAACCGAAGAAGCCAAAGAGGAAACCAUGUCUCAGGUGAGCGUGGCAGAAACAGAUAGUGCUGCCGCUGCUCCCUUUUUCAUCAAGAAACCCAGCGUUCAGAAGCUGGUGGAGGGAGGAGGUAUCAUAUUUGAAUGUCAAGUGGGCGGAAGCCCCAAGCCACACAUCAUCUGGAAGAAGAGCGGCGUACCGCUCACUACCGGAUACAGAUACAAAGUCACCUACAAGAAGGAGACGGGAGAGUGCAGGUUAGAGAUCUCCAUGACUUUCGCAGAUGAUGCCGGAGAAUAUUCUGUGUUUGCCAAGAAUCAGCUCGGAGAAGUCUCAGCCUCUGUCGGCCUGCUGGAGGAAGAGGAAUACGAAGCCUACAUGAAGAAACAGGAAGAAACCUUCAAGACUGAAGUGACCACAGUGGUGCAGGAGCCCAGAGUGGGAGACAUUCCCCCCGUCGUUGUUACGACAAUGGAGCAGAUGACCACCACCAUUAUCUCAGGACAGGAAUUUCACCUUUCUGCCAUCGAGCAGAGGAUAAUCGAGGAGAUCGAGCUCCACAUCAUGAAGAUCACCUACAGAGAGAUUGUGACAGAGGAUGGAGAGUUGAUGGUAACCGCCACCCCAACAGAUGCCCUGCAGCCGGCCUUUGACACUCCAGUCAAAAACUACAGGAUCAUGGAGGGAAUGGGCGUCACUUUCCACUGCAAAACGGCUGGAACACCACUCCCUAAGAUCGUUUGGUACAAAGACGGCCAGCGCAUCAGGCCUGGUGGCCGUUAUCAGAUGGAGGUUCUUCAGGAUGGGAGAGCCAGCCUGCGCCUGCCGGUGGUGCUGCCUGAGGAUGAGGGCGUGUACACCGCCUUCGCCACCAACAUGAAGGGAAAUGCCAUCAGCUCUGGGAAACUCUAUGUGGAGCCGUCCGGAGCUGUAACACCUCAGAGAUACACACCACAGCCAGCAAUGCAGAGGAUCAGAUCCACCUCUCCUCGUUCUCUGAGCCGCUCACCUGGUCGCUCUCCCAGCCGUUCUCCCGCCCGCCGUCUCGAUGAGACAGAUGAGGCUCAACUGGAAAGACUCUACAAACCUGUGUUUGUUAUGAAACCGUCCUCGUGUAAAUGCUCUGAGGGGCAAACUGCCAGAUUUGACUUGAAGGUUGUUGGCAGACCCAUGCCCGACACCUACUGGUUCCACAAUGGACAACAAGUGGUUAGUGACUACACCCACAAGAUCGUGGUUAAGGAGGAUGGUACUCAGUCCCUGAUCAUUGUCCCUGCCAUGCCACAAGAUUCUGGAGAAUGGACAGUCAUCGCUCAGAAUAGAGCUGGACGCUCGUCCCUCUCCGUCACUCUCACUGUCGAUGCUAAAGAAACGUUGGUGCGACCUCAGUUCACUGACAAGUUGAAGAACAUCAGUGUCAAACAGGGCACUCUGGUUGAACUGGCCGUUAAAGCCAUGGGAAACCCUCUGCCUGAUAUUGUCUGGCUGAAAAACAGUGACAUCAUCUCACCACACAAGCACCCACACAUCAGGAUUGAAGGAACCAGAGGAGAGGCCAAAUUCCAGAUCCCAUCUGCUUCAGGCACAGACAGCGCCUGGUACACAGCUACUGCCAUCAACAAGGCUGGUAGAGACACCACUCGCUGCAGAGUCAAUGUGGAGGUGGACUAUGCUGAACCUGAACCAGAGAGAAAACUUAUUAUUCCCAAAGGAACAUACAAGGCCAAAGAAAUCGCUCCUCCAGAGUUGGAGCCCCUUCAUCUGCGAUAUGGCCAAGAGCAGUGGGAGGAGGGCGACCUUUACGACAAAGAGAAGCAGCAGAAACCACUGUUCAAGAAAAAGCUGACCUCUAUCAGAAUGAAGCGUUUCGGCCCUGCUCAUUUUGAGUGCAGACUGACUCCUAUUGGUGACCCCACCAUGCUAGUGGAGUGGCUGCACGAUGGCAAACCCCUGGCUGCUGCUAACAGGUUGCGCAUGGUCAAUGAAUUUGGCUACUGCAGCCUUGACUACGAAGUUGCUUAUGCUAGAGACAGCGGUGUCAUCACUUGCAGAGCCACAAACAAGUUCGGAGUCGACCAGACCUCGGCCACCCUGAUCGUCAAGGAUGAGAAGGGUCUCGUUGAGGAAAGUCAGCUUCCUGAAGGCAGGAAGGGAGCUUACAGAAUGGAUGAGAUGGAGCGCCAAGCUCAUGAGGGAGGACCCUAUGGAGUCACUGCUGAUGAAGAAACUGAGAAAAUGAAACCUGAGAUUGUCCUUCUCCCUGAACCAGCCAGAGUGCUUGAAGGCGACACAGCCAGAUUCCGUUGCAGGGUGACCGGUUAUCCAGCACCUAAAGUUAACUGGUACCUUAACGGACAACUUAUCCGCAAAAGCAAAAGAUACAGACUUCGUUAUGAUGGUAUUUACUAUUUGGAGGUCACUGAAAUCAAGUCCUAUGACUCAGGAGAGGUCAAAGUGGUGGCAGACAACAACCUGGGCUCAGCCGAGCACACUGUGAAGCUGGAGAUUCAGCAGAAAGAGGACUUCAGAACUCAUCUGCGUCGUGCUCCUGAGGUGAAGGCAGCCGAGGCUGCACCUGAAACAGGAAAAACAACAUUCGAGGUGGUGAAGGCUGAGAAACCUGCAGAGGACUCUCAGCUGAAAGAGGUGGUCAAGCUCAAGAAAGCCCAGAGAAUUGUCCAUCAGAAAGCCACAGAGGAGUCAGAAGAGCUGAGGAGUAAGUUCAAGCGCAGGACAGAGGAAGGAUAUUACGAGUCCAUUACCGCGGUGGAGCUCAAGGCACGUAAGAAGGAUGAGAGCUAUGAGGAUCUGCUGAAGAAAACAAAGGAGGAGCUGCUUCACCGCGCCAAGGAGAAGGAGGAGGCCGAGAAGAAGAAGGAGGAGGAGCGCCGCAAAGUUACAGCCAAACCUCUAAAACCAGAGAGAGUCAAGCUUUCAGUCAGUAUGGAAGCUCCUAAGAUCCUGGAACGUAUCACAAGCCAGACUGUUGCACAAGGUGAAGAAGUUAAGUUCCGAGUCAGAGUUGUGGGCAGACCAGAACCUGAGUGCCAGUGGUUCAAGAACGGUGUUCAGUUGGAGAAGUCUGAUCGCAUUUAUUGGUACUGGCCUGAGGAUCAUGUGUGUGAAUUAGUGAUCAGAAACGUCAGGGCAGAGGAUUCUGCCAGUGUCAUGGUUAAAGCUUCAAACACUGCAGGAGAGACUUCAAGCCAUGCUUUCCUGCUGGUGCAAGCAAAGCAAGUCAUCACCUUCACACAGAAACUGGAGGAAAUUAACGCAAAGGAGAAGGACACCAUGGCAACCUUUGAAUGUGAGACCAACGAGCCGUUCGUCAAGGUCAAAUGGCUGAAGAAUAAUGUAGAUAUCUUCUCCGGAGACAAGUACAGGAUGCACUCUGAUAGAAAGGUUCACUUCCUGUCUGUGCUAAUGAUCAACAUGAAGGACGAUGCAGAAUAUUCCUGUGUUGUUAUUGACGACGACGUCAAGACGACUGCAAAGCUUAACGUGGAAGGAGCUCCUCUGGAGAUCUUGAAGCAACUCGAGAGUACAGAGGUGCCAGAGACAUACUCUGGAGAGUUCGAGUGUCUUGUGUCGCGUGAAGAUGCGGAAGGAAGCUGGUUUUUCGGACAAAAGCUGUUGUCCCCUGGCAGUAAAUACUUCAUGUCCUCCCGUCGUGGAAGACACACCCUGUCUGUCAAAGACGUCAAGAAGGAGGACCAAGGAACAUAUUCCUUCAAAGUGGGCGAGUUCAAGACGAGCGCCUCACUCAAGAUGAAAUUGCGCCCAGUGACCCUGAUGCAGCCAUUGACUGACCUGACAGUGUGCGAGGGCGACAUUGCACAGAUGGAGGUCAAGUUCUCCCAAGAGAAUGUUGAAGGAACCUGGAUGAAGAACGGGCAGCCUGUCACAGCCUCAAACCGAGUCCACAUUGUUAUUGACAGACAGACCCACAAACUGUUGUUUGAAGACACCAACAAAAGCGACUUUGGAACAUAUUCCUUCGUCGUUCCCGCUCAGGAGAUCUCAACCUCCGCAAAGCUGAUCAUUCAGACUAUCGGAGUGCUGAUCCCACUGAAGGACACAAAUGCCAUUGAGGGCACCAAAGCCGUUCUGGAGGCCAAGAUCUCCGCUCAGGACAUCAGCUCAGUCAAAUGGUUCCACAACGACAAACUGCUGACACCCAGUAACCGAAUCCAGAUGGUGGCGAAAGGAGCCAAGCAGCGUCUGGUCAUCAACAGGGUGUACGCUUCUGAUGAAGGACACUACAAACUGGUGGUUGGCCGAGCUGAUACCAGCUGCAAAUUUACUGUUCAGACUGUCCAGAUUGUGACCCUGAUGAAAAAUAAGGAAUGUUCCGAGUCUGAGAACGUCACCUUCGAGGUUGAGGUAUCUCACCUGGGUAUAGAUGCCUUCUGGACCUUCAAGAGGCAGCCACUCAAAGCUGGCUCCAAGUACAAGAUGGAAUCCAAAAACAAGCGCCACACCCUGACUGUCAUGAAUGCCAUGAAGGACGAGGAGGGCGAGUACAUGUUUGCCGCCGGUGAGAAGAUGUGCAGUGCCUCUCUCACUGUGACAGGUGGCGCUAUCAAGAAGCCUCUACGUGAUCUGGUGGUGGCUGACUCCCAGACUGCCGUACUGGAGUGUGAGGUCGCCAACCCAUCUGCCGAGGGCAAGUGGCUGAAAGACGGUCAGCCCAUCGACUUCAACGGGAGCGUUGUGAGCGAGGUGAAUGGUACUGUCCGACGCCUCGUGAUCAUCAUCACCAAAGCCACCGACAUCGGAGAGUACACCUAUCAGGUUGCCACCUCCAAGACCUCCGCCACCCUGAAAGUUGAGACUGUGAAGGUAAAGAAGACCCUAAAGAACCAGAACGUGGUCGAGACUCAAGACGCUGUUUUCAUCCUGGAGCUCACCCACGAAGAUGUGAGGGGAGCACAGUGGAUCAAGAACGGUGUCGAGAUCCAGCCCAGCAACAAAUAUGAGAUCAGUAUCGAAGGCACCAUCCACACCCUGAAGAUCAAGAACUGCACCACACACGAUGAGUCUGUUUACUCCUUCAAACUGGGAAAACUGUCUGCAAAUGCCAGACUGAACGUUGAAUCGAUAAAGAUCCUGAAGAAGCCAAAGGAUGUGACUUCACUGUUGGGUGCGAGUGCUGUAUUCGAGGUCAGCAUCUCCGAGGACGACAUUCCAGUCAAAUGGAUGUUCAACAAAAUGGAGCUGAGGCCGAACGAGCACUAUAGGAUGCUCUCUGAGAAGAAGACACACAAACUGAUCGUCCAGGAUGUCAACAACAGCAAAGAGGGAGAGUACACCGCUGUGGUUGGACACAUGCAGUGCAGCGCACGACUCAUCGUCGAGUCUCUGCGAGUCACCAAAACUAUGAAGAGCGUGGAGGUGCCAGAGACUCAGGUGGCCACGUUCGAGUGUGAAGUUUCUCACUUCAACGUCCCGUCCACGUGGCUGAAGGACGGUGUGGAGAUCGAGAUGAGCGAGAAGUACAGGAUCGUGGUUCAAGGAAAACUUCACCAGCUGAAGAUCAUGAACACCAGCAGGAACGACUCCGCAGAGUACACCUUCGUCUGCGGCAACGAUCGAGUCUCCGCCACGCUCACCGUUAGCCCGAUUCUGAUCACGACGAUGCUGCAGAACGUGAACACUCAGGAGAAAGACUCCGUCACAUUUGAAGUAAACAUAAACUACGAGGAUAUUGCAUACAAAUGGAUGAAGAACGGUGUGGAGAUCCGGUCCACAGACAGAUGCCAGGCUCGUUGUCGACAGCGCACGCACACUCUUAGCAUCAGAAGCGUCCAUUUUGGAGACAGUGCUGAAUACACCUUCAUGGCAGGUUCUGCAGUGACCACAGCCAAACUUGACGUCGAGGCUCGUGUGGUUGAGUUCACCAAACAUCUGAAGGACAUAAAGAUCACAGAGAAGAAGAGGGCGACGUUUGAAUGUGAACUUUCUGAACCAAACAUCCAGGUGAUGUGGAUGAAAGAUGGUCAGGAGCUGGAGAUGUCUGACAGAUAUAAAAUGACCUCGGAUAAGUUUCUGCACCGUCUGGUUUUGCCGUCAGUCCGCCUGUCUGACGCAGGAGAGUACACCGCUGUGGCCGGAUCCAGUAUGUCCAAGGGUCACCUGGCGGUUGAGGGACGGGAUGUCAAAAUCUCAGAGCCUGCAAGCAGAAACAUCACUGUGAUUGAGAAACACAGAGCGACCUUUGAGUUCGAUGUGAAUGAGGAUGAUGUGGACGGUCGCUGGAUGAGGAACGGUGUAGAGAUCCAGUUUUCAGUGGAGGAGAGGUUCAGCUACGCCACCAUCAGGAGGCUGCACCGCCUCACCAUUUCUGAGACAUACAGGAGCGAUGCCGGCGAGUACACCUUCUUAGCCGGGAAAAACAAGAGCACCAUGAACCUUCACGUCAAACUGCCGGAGCCUCCGGAGAUCGUCCGCCACGUGAAGCCCCAGACCAUGAUGUCCGGUAGAUCGGUUCGCUUCUCGGUGCAGGUGAGCGGCCUCCCUGCGCCUCAGGUUUCCUGGUACAAGGACUCUCAGGCUCUGUCAAUCAGCGAAAACGUCAAGUUCCUCCACGACGGAGACGAGCACACGCUGCUGCUGCUGGAAGUUUUUCCCCAGGACGCCACGGCCUACAGCUGCGAGGCCAGGAAUGACUACGGAGAGGCCACAAGCUCGGCUGUUCUCACUGUUGAAGUACCUGAGGUAGUGGAGACGGUGGCUCGGGUCUCUGCUCCGGUCCUCGUCGCCCCCCUGAGAGAAGUCCUGGUCACUGAGGGACACUCUGCCCAGUUCAAGUGCACUGUGUCUGGGGAAGAUCUGCAGAUUUCAUGGUUCUGUAACAACAGAGAGCUCAGACACUCAGACAUCUUCAAGAUGUCUCAUUAUGGCGACACCUGCCAGUUGGACAUUUCCAGAGUUCUCCAAGACCACGAAGGAGAGUACUCAUGUGUCGCCACAAACUCUGCAGGAAUGGUCACAUGUGCGGCAUCUUUGAAUAUCGAUGGUGAGUUUGUCAGCUCAGCACAAACUGUUAGCUCUCUAAGUGAGAGGCUGGAGGCUCAGAGUUUCAGCUCUGUGUCCGUGGGACAAACAGCCCACAGUGUUGAGUUUACUCAGACGGUCUCUCAGAGUUCCUCCGUGUCUUGGAGGACGGUUGAGAUUCAGAUGGAGAGCAUGGGCUCAGAGACGAGCUCUGAGAGCAGCUUUGAUAUCAAACCCUCAGCCAGCCCCAAACUGCUGAUGGAGAUGAGCGACGUACGGGUGAAAAAUGGUGAGAUGGCCGAAUUCAGCUGCAUGUUCGAUGGGCAGCCCUUCACCGGGGUGGUAUGGCAUCAUAACGGCCAGAGCCUGGUGGACCUAGAGCGGGUGAGGAGCUCUGAGAGCGGGGGCUCAUUGUCCCUGGUCAUCCACGGUGUUGGUGUGGCGGACCAGGGCAUGUACCGCUGCACCGCCACCAACCAACAUGGCCAGAACAGCUCCUCCGCCCGGCUCACUGUUGAAGCUAAAGAAGCAAAUCUCACAGCAGAAACCCCCAUCCCUACAGAUUCUGUACGCAAAGUGUCUCAGGCAGACAGGGAGACUCUUAGACAUCAGCCUGAGCAAGACAAGAAGGAGGCGCUGGAGAAGCCGGGAUCAUUGCCUCCAUCUUCCCAGAGACCGUACAGCUUCAUGAGCAACCUGUAUUUCCCUGAUGUCUUGCCUCAUGAUGAGCGAAGUCAACGUCUCUCCAACUCCCCUGAAUUCCUGGUCAAACUCCCCCCUGAGCUGCUGAGCAGAAACAGACACUGCAGCUCUUUGUUUUGUGUUAUGAAAGGAGUUCCCACUCCGUUUUUCAUUUGGCUUUACAACCGGUUGAAUUUUGAGGAUUCUGUGUCUUUCUCUCUGAAACAUGACGACCCCCUGUGCUCUGUAAAUGUUAACAAUGUGAGAUCCGGACACGGGGAAUCUUACACUUGCAAAACUGUCAGCUCAGCUGGGGAUGCUGAGAGCAGCACAGUGAUGAAAGUGACCGCAGUGGAGAAGGAACCUGUGAUUCAGGUCGUGGAGGAAAUAAAAGCUUUCUCUAGCUCCACCGUCACAGUGGAAGAGGAAACACAGCAGUCGUUCUUCACCGGCCUCACAGUUCCAGACAAAACCAGAACACUUGAACUCAAACCAGAGUCUAAAUGUUUCCUGAGCUCUUUGGAGAAGAAAAAAGAAAAGCCGGUGUUCAUCAGCAAACUUUCUCCAACAGUUGUGACUGUCGGAGAAACAGCUGUGUUUUCUGUCAAAGUAUCAGGUUUCCCAAAACCCACAAUCCAGUGGUUCCACAACGGGCAGACGAUAACCAGUUCAUCUGUGUACACGUUCAUUCGGGAGCAAGAUGAGUACAGUUUGGUCAUUCAUGAAGUUCAGAGGGAGUUUGAGGGAGAGUACUCAUGUACAGUCAGCAACAGAUUUGGUCAGUCCACUUGCACUUCUUAUCUGCAUGUUCAGCUGAUGAAACAGGAACGAGUGGAAAAAGCUGCUGGAACAACUAGGAAACCCCCAAAGUUCAUACAAACAAUAGAGUGUGGUGAGUUGUGUGAGGGAGGUGAGGUCUUCUUCAAGUACGCUGUGACCGGAGAUCCACUCCCUGAGGUUCAGUGGCUCAAAGGCAGUUUCCACAUUCAGCCCAGUGGGUUCUGUAUCAUUGUGAACAAUCCAGAUGGGUCAGGUUUUAUUAAUAUUAAGAGUGUCAAACAAGAACACAGUGGCAUCUACACCUGUAAGGCCUCCAACAAAUAUGGGGAGGAGUCUUGUUCUGCCAAGCUGCUGGUGUUCAGGGAGAAGGUUCAGGACGAACCGUCGAUAGUGAUGAAAACUAAAGGUCUGAAAAUAUCCAUGACUGAACAAACCACAGGAUCCAGGUUACAGCAGGAAAGAAGCCGGUCGGAUCAGAUGAUUUACACAAUCAGUACUGACGACCGGCAGAUUAUUCCAAGCGAAGAGGUGGGAACGCUCAGAGAGCUUGACAUCUCUGCUGCUACUCUUCAUCGAGAGCAGCUCCCCCAGCAGGCAGCAGUGUUGCAGUCUCAUGAAGUACAGGAGAGGGUUUGUUUGGCUCCUACUCGUCCUCCUCAGGUCUCAGCUGUUCCUAUGAGACAGCUUCAUAUGGCCACGUUCUUGUCUUCAGUGCACGAGAAACAAAAGAUCACUGAGCAGCACUCGGAGAGGAUUCUUAGCCCUGAGCUACUUGAACUUGAGUUAGCCAAAGAGCAGCCAUCAAAACUCAUGUCGGCUACAUCUGAAGAGUUUCUCCCGCUCACCACAGUGAGAGCUGAGGUCUUGAUGGACCAGGCUCCAGAACAUAUGAAGACCUCCACUGAGCCUAGGCAGUGUGUUAGUGGUCCCCAAAUCCAGUCCACUCUACCCAUCCUCAAUGAAAGGUCAGGUGUGGUGCAAAGACCAGAGGAAGAGAGGAGCUUUAGAAUCACAGAGGGGGUAAAAGUUUUAUACUCGGCUCAGUCCACAGGGCAACUGCCAAUCACAGAGAGGCACUCUGAGCCUUUACCAGCUUUAGGCUCAGCUACCAAACCUGUCGCUGAGAAAGAGCAGUAUAGACCAGUUGUCGCUCCAGUGAGUGAAACUACAGUGACUUUAUCUAAAGAGCAGGAAAUAAACAUUUACAGACCCGAGCAAAAGAGCAUAAUUGCACGUGAAGACGUAGUGUAUAAGUCAGCUAUAGCUGCUGAAGAGAAAUACAAACUCCAGGCUGAACAGGUAGGACAUGUGCCAGGUAUAGAUUCAUCUGUGUGUGUGCAGCUUGAGCGAGAGGGCGAGAGACUCCUGAACCUGCAGCUUAUCAGUGACCAGAAUGUUUUACAGUCUGAGGGCAGGUUCAGCAGCAAGAAGCCUGUUUCAGAGCAGGCAGCGACAAGGACAAGUCCAACUCUGGUGCAUUCAGUGACUCAAGAAGAGCAGAGGACUGUUGUUUGUGAGACAACCUCUGACUUUAAAACAAAGAUGGACGCCACAUCAAUUCAGCCAAAGAAAGAGUUACCACAAACAAAAUACCUUCAGUCAGUUAAUUCUUUAUCAGUCUUACCAAAAGAAGGCAUACUUUCUAUCACUAAACCUGACCAACAGGUGGCGAUACCUAAACAAGAAAAGAGUAGAAGGCAUGCAGCUACCUCAGAAGAAAGACGAAUGAUCACAGCAGCGUAUCACAAAGAUCUUGAUUUGAAAGUGAGCAGGGUGCAGUCACAGCAGCGCACAGAGCCCAGACCUCCCAACAUCCUCACUGUCUCCUCUCAGCCCAUGCAGCUCCCAAAGGAGAUGCCUUUCUCUGCUGACAUGAAACAGCAGAGGGCGCUAGUCCAGAGAGAGGAUUACUGGAAAAUCAUACAGUCUUUGAUUGUCACAGACACUCAGACUCUGGAGGAAGGUCACACCAUUAGUCUUAAAACUGAUGAGAAAUUCAGCCUUGAGAUGAAAGUUGAGCCCAAAAUCCCCAAAAAGCCUGUUUUCAUAGAGGAGAAGGGCAUUGCCACUGAGAGCUGUACUGUUUUAGAAGCUGCAGAGCAGGACUUUGCAGUCAAGAUCCAAGAGGGACAGUCAGUCCGGCAGUCAGUGUUGCUGGAAGAAAAGCAGGUGAUUGUUGGAGAGCAGUCAACUGAGAUCCAUAAAUCUAAAGGUUCAGCUGUCAGCGUGAUGAUGCAGCCUGAAGGACUCCUGUUUGUCCACGAGUCUCAGGACGCUCUGACUCUACCUAAAGAGCUCAACUUUGUUAUUCAGAUCCCAAAAUCAUCUAAUGUGAAUAUGCGCCGUCAGCUCAGAGACGCUCUGCAGUCUGCUGUGGCCACUGACCAGCCACUGUUACUGGCUGAUGUUCUUGGUAGGUUAGAGGCUGUGGAGAUGCAGGAGGUGAAGGUUCAACGAGAACCAAAACGAGCCAUGCACACUUAUCUGAUCACAACCACAGGUGCUCCCAUGGAGAUCACUCUGUCAUUUGUGGGUGAAUACCCUCAGGUAGCUGACCUCAGGUCUGAACUCCAGGUUGCUCUGCAUGCGAUUGUUUUCCAGGAGCAACAAAGUCUUACAUCAGAGCAGCCAGGUACCAUGCAGAUCGAAAAGCCUCAUAAAGUGCUGGUUAGCUCAGCAGCAUCUGAAGAGGUGCUGUCCUCUGUGGUGGACACUGUGAUGGUGGAAGAGAGUGCAGCUAGGCUUCCUCCUGCUGUGUCUCAGUCUGCAGCCGUUAGAACUGAAGCCAGGGCAUUUUUCCAAAGUGCAACAGUUCAGACUCCAUCAGAGAUCCAGGAGUCUAAACAGGUGAGCAGGAAGACACAGAAGUCAGAGAGGGAUGUCACUGCUGACGAGACCACCACUGUCUCUGUGGCCCAACAUCGACUGGACACUUUUGUCCACAGAAAGACCAGAGAGGAGUAUCUCUCAGAGGUGAUCAUGAUCAGUGAGUCCUCGGACAGUCUGAUAGAUCAUCCUGUUGUCGUUAAGUCUCUAGAAGACAUUCAUGCUGAGGAAAAUGGCAAGGCUGUUUUUACUGCAACCAUAAAGUAUGUCACCCACGUAAACUGGUUUUUCAAUGGGCAACUUUUAAAAUCUGGCAAAGAGUUCGAGUGUUCCAAAGACCACAACACAUACACACUAGUUAUCAACAAGGUUGUGAAGGAGAGGCAUCAAGGAGAAUAUGUCUGUGAGGCCGAGAAUGAAGUCGGCAGGACGACGACGUCUUCAAGACUCACUGUGGCCUCACAAGUGAAACCUGUGUUCAGACACAGAAUCGUCCCUGUGGAGAUCAACAUUGGCAACACUGCCAAGUUUGAAUGUGAAACUGAAGAUGCUCCGAAUGUGAGCUUCAAGUGGUUCAAGGAUGGAAACCCCAUCAAAGAGGGGGAUAAGUACAGGAUCAUCAGUCGGUUCAGCAUGUCCUCGCUGGAGCUUCUGACACCAACCAAGGACGACAGCGGUGAAUACACCUGCAAGGCCUCCAACCAGCACGGCAGUGACGAGUGCUCUGCCUCUCUCGGUGUGACAGAACAAUGUCCUCCUGCCUUUAUAACUAAGCUUGAGCCUCAGACUGUGUAUGUUGGUAAGAGGGCAGUGAUACAGUGUGUUGUAUCAGGAUCUGCUCCUCUCAAUGUCGUCUGGCUCAAAGACCAGCAGGUCUUACCUGAAGUGCUGACACACUUCCACACCUCUUGUGAAAAGAACAAACACACUCUUGAGAUAACUGUCCUGGAGGCAGCCGACAGGGGGCGCUAUGUUUGCAAAGUGUCCAAUAAUGUUGGGACAGCAGAGAGUGCCAUGGAGCUGCAUGUCAUUGAUAAACCCACCUUUGUGAAGCCCCUGGUUCCUGUUGCUGUCGUGGUCGGCACUCCUCUGCACCUGGAGUGUCAGGUGGACGAGGACACUGGAAUAAGUGUCACAUGGACCAGAGAUGGUAGAAAAGUCCAUCAGUCUCCAGACUGUAAACUGUCUUUUGAGGAUAAGACUGUCACACUUGAUAUCCUAAAGACCACACUGAAGGAUUGUGGACAGUUUAUGUGCACAGUGACAAAUGAAGCUGGGAGUGCGAUUUGCUCCACUGUGGUGAAGGUACAAGAGCCGCCUGUCUUUGUUAAGAGGCUGGAGGCCUCCACGGUGUGGAAGCAGGGCGGCACUGCUCGGCUGCAGUGCUCUGUCAAAGGAUCGCCUGAACUUCACACCAGCUGGUUCUUUAAUAACAGCGAGCUGUGUGCUGGCAGCAGACAUGGUGUCAGUCUAAAAGAUGGCGUGGCCACUUUUGAAAUUAAGGACGUCAUGUUGACUGACAGUGGAAACUACACCUGUGAGGUUCUCAAUGAGUCCGGAUGUGAAAGUUGCAGCACUAAAGUGACGGUGAAAGAGCCGCCAUCGUUCAAACACGAGCUGCUGUGUGUAGAGGCAGUCAGAGGAUCUGUGGCUGUGUUGGAGUGUGAAAUGUCAGGCUCUGCACCGUUUGAGGUGUCGUGGAGAAAGAAUAAGAAAUGUCUGUCAUCAGAUAAGAAGUACAGGAUAGUAUCUCAGGGAUUCCUGAGCUCUUUGGAGAUCCACUCGUUUGAAAGCGCAGACACUGGUGAAUAUGAAUGUGUUGUCUCCAAUGAGGUUGGGACAGUGAGCUCAAAGUCCACAACUAAACAGAGAGAGCCACCUAUGUUUUCAAAGAGGGUUGAGAGCGCCACAGCAGUUUUGGGAAAUACAGUGAAACUACAGGGAACCAUUAAGGGCUCUGCUCCCAUCACUGUUAAAUGGAUGAAAGACUCUGAGCUGCUAAGAGACGAUGACCCAAAUGUCCAGAUGAAGUUCGAACAUAACGUCGUUAGCAUCGCCUUCUCCUGUGUCGAGAUAAAACAUGGUGGCAAGUACAUUUGCCUCGCUGAGAAUGAGGCAGGGCAGCAGAAAUGUGAAGCAGUCUUAACAGUUCAAGAACCUGCCAGCAUCAUAGAGAAGGCAGCGUCCAUCAGUGUGACCGCAGGAGAUUCAGCCACACUCAGUUGCACCAUCUCUGGAAGCCCAGAGCUCAAAGUGAAGUGGUUUAAAGACGGGAAGGAGAUGAUCAGUGGCCGUAAAUAUAAGAUGACUCUGAAGGAGAACACAGCCAUCUUAAAGAUCCUCUCCGCUGAUAAAGGAGACACUUCAGAGUACAAGAUGGAGCUGUCCAAUAAAGUGGGAAAAGACCAGUGCAGCUGCCUGGUCACUGUUAUAGAUCGAGCCGUUCCACCGUCCUUCACCAAAAGUCUAAAGAAAGUCGACGGAAGUGUUGGUAGUAACGUUUCGUUGGAGUGCAGACUUUCUGGAUCUCAGCCAAUGGUUGUUUCUUGGUUUAAAGACGAUAAAGAAAUCCACAGUGAUGACAAAUAUAAGGUUGAUUUGAGUGAGAGCUUGGUGUCUGUGACAAUCACUGACCUGUAUCAGAGCGAUGGUGGAGUUUACACCUGCAGAGCCUCCAAUGCUGCCGGGCAGGAAGAAACCAGCGGCACUUUGUGCAUCAGAGAACCUCCGGCCUUUACAGUGAAACCUGAAUCUCAGAAUGCUUCACCUGGAUCGAACAUUGUCAUUAAAGCAGUGUUUACAGGAACAGCUCCUCUGGUGGUGAAGUGGUUCAGAGAGGAGAAAGAGAUUUUCACUGGAGGAAAAUGUUUCAUAAAGAAAGAUGCUUCUUCAAGCUCAUUGGAGCUUCACUCAGUGAAACCCAGUGAUUCUGCUAAAUACACAUGUCAAGUAUCCAACGUCGCUGGAAAGGUGGACUGCACCGCGGUGCUGUUUGUGAAAGAAGCACCAACAUUUACAAUGAAGCCAGAGCCAUCACAGCUGCUCAGAACUGGACAGCCUCUCAGGCUGUCCUGUAAAGUUCAGGGCAGUCCUGUGAUUGUCAUCACAUGGUUUAAAAACGGCUCAGAGAUGGUUUCAGACCACAGACACACCAUGACCUUUGACAGCUCCAUAGCGACUCUGGAGUUAGAGAGCUGUUGUGUAGAGGACAGUGGAGAUUAUGUGUGUGUGGCAUCCAGCGAUUCCGGUUCAGACCAGUGCAGCAGCUCAGUGACAGUGAAAGAACCUCCAGUGUUUAUGAGGCCGUUUGAAUCGGCUGAGCUUGUGAAGGGAUCUGAUAUCGUCCUGGAAGGAACCAUUUCAGGUUCCGCUCCAUUUGAAAUCAGUUGUUUCCUCAAUGAUGCGUUGAUCCGAAACGACAAAAGACACAAAGUCAGCAUUGAAAAUGACAUAGUCUCUGUUGUCAUCUCAAACUGUGUGAGUGGAGAUGCUGGAACAUAUUGUUGCACAGUUACCAAUGAUGUUGGGGAGACAUCGUGUUCUUGCCAGAUUUCUCUGAAAGAACCACCAUCAUUUGUUCAAAGACUGGACAACAUGUCCUGCAUGGUGGGCUCUGACAUUACUCUGAGGUGCAUGUUGUCUGGAUCACUGCCCAUGUCUUUCUCCUGGAUCAAGGACGAUCAUGAGCUCACACAAGACGAGCAUGUUCACAUGUCCUUUGAAACAAAAAGUGCCAUGUUGAAUUUGAAAAAUGCUCAGUUGUCACAUGGAGGGAAAUAUGUGUGUGAGGCCCAGAACAAAGCCGGGACUCAGAGAUGUGCUGCUGUGCUCAUAGUCACAGACCCAGCAAGUAUUUCAGAACAGGCAAAGUCCAUCAGUGUAACACAGGGUGACCCAGCCAGGCUCGAAUGCAGAUUCUCAGGCACCAAACCGCUCAAAUGCAGAUGGAGGAAGGCGGGAAAAGAGCUGACGUCAUGUCGGAGAUACAGAGUUCAGAGCACAGACUGCAGCUCUGUGCUCAACAUUAUAAAAACACAAACAGAUGACAGUGGUGAAUACACCUGUGAGGUUUCUAAUGUUGCUGGGUUCAGUUCUUGUCAAGCAUCAGUAUCUGUCUUAGAACCUCCAUGUAUUCUUGAAAAGCCCGAGUCCAUGAAUGUGUUGCCGGGCUCAAAGGUCCAGUUUAAGGUUCUGGUCUCUGGCACGGCGCCACUGACCAUCAAAUGGUUCAAAAACAAGAAAGAGAUUUUGUCCAGUGCCGGCUGCUCCGUGACCAAAGACAACACCUGCAGCUCACUGGAGCUUUUCUUUGCUGAAAGCUCAGAUUCUGGAGAAUAUGUGUGUGAGAUACAGAACGAUGUCGGCUCGACCUCAUGUCAGACAACGCUCUUUGUCAAAGAGGCUCCCUGUUUUACUGACAGACCUGAAGGUGUUUCAAUAGUCAGAGUAGGAGACAGUGCGAUGUUUGAGUGCAAGGUCGCAGGUUCUCCAGAGAUCUCUGUGCACUGGUUCAGAGAUGGAACCGAGAUUCAGCAGAGCAUCAAACACAAGAUGUCUUUCUCAGACUCUGUAGUCACUUUACAGAUUCAUGAAGUUAGUGAAAACGACAGUGGGAAAUAUUUCUGCGAGGCUCGAAAUGAAGCAGGCACACAGAGCUGCUGUGUGGAGCUAGAAGUGAAAGAGCCUCCAUCAUUCGUUGAUGAGCUAACGUCUCUUGAAGUCAUUAAAGGUUCCACAGCAGUGUUCAAUUGCAAAGUGGCAGGAAGUUCGCCAUUAAAAUUCUCGUGGUUCAAAGAUAGAAAGCUGAUCAAAUCCAGCCACAAGUGUGUCACUGUUGAAAACCAGGGCACCUUGAGAAUCCAGGACUGUACUGUGGAAGAUGUUGGUUCUUAUCAGUGCAUAGCAGCCAAUGAGGUUGGAAGUUGCACUGGUUUUGCAGCCUUGUCUCUGAAAGUUCCUCCAAUGUUUGUAAAGAAGAUAGAAAAUGUCUCCAGUGUUCUGGGAGAUGCUGUCGUAUUUUGCUGUGUCGUGGAUGGUUCUUGGCCUCUUUCUGUACAAUGGAAAAAAGACGAGAACUGGAUCCUAGAAGAUUCAAAGUUCGAGAGAAAGUUUGACUCCAAAGAGGCAACGCUCAUGAUUCCUGCCUGUGACGCUGCUCAUGGCGGAACAUAUACAUGUCAGGUCACAAACGAAGCCGGUCAAGACAAAUGCUUUGCCACUCUUGUAGUGAGAGAACCACCUACAAUCCAAGAGAUGCCUGGGGUAGUCAAAGUGACAUGUGGAGAUCCCGUUAGUCUUGAAUGCUGGGUAGCUGGAACUCCUCCAAUCAGUGUUAGGUGGACCAAAGAUGGAAAAGAGUUCCAGUCAAGCAGAAAACAUCAUCUCUGCUUCGAGAACAACCAGAGUCGUUUCAAAAUUCAGUCGUCUCAGCUGGACGACAGCGGACAAUACCUGUUUGAAGCUACAAACUCUGUUGGAACUUGCAGCUGUAAAAUCAUGAUGGUUGUUUUAGAAGAGGUCAUUCCUCCGACGUUUGUUAGGAAAUUAACAAACAUUCAAGCAAUUAUGGGCUCGGUGGUUAGGAUGGAAAGCAAAGUGUCUGGUUCUCUCCCACUGUCAGUCGAAUGGAGCAAAGGGAAACAAAGAAUCAGCAACAGCUCCAAAUAUAAACUUCUGAAUGCUGAAAAUACCGUUUCACUGGAGUUAACUCUGACGGAGAGCACUGACACAGGAGAGUAUUCCUGUAAAGUUACCAACCAAGCAGGCAGCUGUGUGUGCAGUGGAGUUCUUACAGCUAAAGUGCCACCAAGAUUUGUUGCUGAACCUGAGUUUCAUGCAGUUGUUCCAAAGUCUACUGCACUCUUCCGAAGUAUUUUUGACGGAACACCUCCAUUUACAAUCAAAUGGUUCAAGGAUGACAUCGAACUCAUCACUGGGCCGUCAUGUACAAUUAGACUGGAGAAAUAUUCUUCCUCAGUAGAGCUGUACUCCGUUGGAACUCUGCAAUGUGGGAUUUAUUCCUGUCAAGUUAGCAAUGAAGCCGGCUCCGUGAAAAGUGCAGCAGAGUUGUUGGUGAAAGAACCUCCUCAGUUUGUCCUUAAACUGCCUCCCACUACCUUUGUGAAGCAGUGCGAGGGACACCGUUUUGAAUGCAAGGCCACCAGCUCACGCUCCCUGAACAUGAGUUGGUAUAAAAAUGACCAAAAGAUAACCGAUGGAGGCAACUAUAAAAUAAUGUUUGUUGACUCGGCUGCGUACCUCCAACUGCACACCACAAGGUUUGAGGAUAACGGAGUCUACACCUGUGAGGCUCACAAUGAUGCUGGCAGUGCAAGCUGCAGCAGUGUCCUCACAGUUCAAGAGUCCCCAUCCUUUAUCCAAACUCCAAACCCAGUGGAGGGCAUUAAAGGGAAAGAGGCCAGCCUACAUUGUGAGAUGUAUGGCACUCCCCCUUUCCAGGUUAGCUGGUACAAAAACAAAAGACCGCUAAAGGAGAGUAGGAAGUAUAAGAUGGUCAGUGAAGGCAGCUCUGCCACGCUUCACAUUAUAAAACUCGACCAAGACGAUGCUGAUCUUUAUGAGUGCAGGGUGUCCAACAAUGUAGGAAGUGAAUUCUGCCGCACGACCAUUACUCUUAAAGAACAACCGGCGUUUGUCACAAAGCUGGUUGACCAAUCAGUGAGGGUCGGAGAGCAACUGACUCUCACAGCUACAGUAAAAGGCUCUGAGCCUCUGACUGUGUCCUGGGUUCAAGAUAAAGAUCACGUUCUCAGAGACGGUGACAACAGGAAGAUCAUGUUUGAGAACAAUGUGGCCACGCUUGUUGUUCCCAAGUCUGACUCGACCACGGCUGGUAAAUACACCUGCCACCUGAGGAAUGACUCUGGAGCGGUGGAGUCUGUCUCCCAAGUGGCUGUUUUAGAACCUGCUGCUAUUGUGGAUAGUCCAGAGUCCUUCAACGUGAAGUCAGGGGAAAAUGCAGCUCUUGAGGUCAGAGUAUCUGGCUCUGCAGAGCUGAAACUUAAGUGGUUCAAGGAUGACAAAGACCUUUCUGCUGGUGCCAAGUAUCAGAUGACCUUCACAAAGAAGGUUGCCACCCUAAAGAUUCGGUCUACUGACAAAGCAGAUGCUGGAGAAUACAAAUUAGAGGUCACAAACCACAUUGGUUCAGCCUCUUGCAAAACAAAACUCUCUGUCUCAGAUAAGUUGAUUCCUCCAAGUUUUAUAAGGAAGCUGAGAGACACCCACCUUGUUGUGGGUAGGCCUGGUGAGAUGGAGUGUAAAGUUACUGGUUCUUCACCUUUAACAACUUCCUGGUUCCACAAUGGCCAGGAGGUCAAGAGUGGUCCAAACUAUGACAUUAGCUGCAUUGAUAAUAGCUGCAAACUGAUAGUUCCGACUAUCAGGAUGUCAGAUUCCGGCAAAUACACCUGCAAAGCCGUAAACGAUGCAGGAACCAGUGAGACAAGCGCUUCAAUGAGGGUGACAGAACCUCCAUCUUUUGUGGAAACACCCGAGAUGAAGGACAUGUUGGCUGGCAAAAAUGUGUCUUUGUCGGCUAAGGUGAGAGGCAGUGCCCCGCUGACCGUGAAAUGGUUCAGAGGAGCCAAGGAAAUUCAGCACGGAAGAGGCUGUGAGAUUUCCCUCAAGAAUGAUGUCGCCACUUUGGUUUUUCACAAAGUAGAAAAGUCCCACACUGGAGAAUACACCUGCCAGAUCAUAAACGAUGCUGGGAAGGAAAGCUGCCCAGUUUACCUGUUUGUAAAAGAACCAGCCCACUUUGUGAAGAAGCUGAGGGACAUCUCCUCUGAAAAGGGCAAGCCUCUGAGGCUUGAGGUCACAUUUGCUGGAACCCCGAGGAUCAAUCUGUCCUGGAAGAAGGACGGUAAACUCAUCUGGGCCUCGUAUCAGUACAAUUUAAUCACCACAGACACCUCCUGCAUCCUAGAGGUUCUGAACUCUGACAGGAUGGAGGCAGCUGGUAGAUAUUCUUGCGAAAUAGACAACGGAGUUGGAAGUGAAACAUGCGAAGCCCAAGUGUCAAUUCUAGAACAACCAUACUUUGUUGAAAAACUGGAGCCGGUGGAAGUAACUAUGGGUGAACCAGUGACCCUGAGAUGCCGUAUUGCUGGAACUCCUGACAUAUCCGUAGCUUGGUUUAAGGCUGAUGGAAACCUGCGCAAGUCUGAAACUUGCUCAAUGGAUUUCUCAAAUGAUGUCGCCACUUUGAAAUUGAUGAAAACGACCAAGUUUGACCACAGCGAAUUCAUCUGCAAGGCCGAGAACCGAGUGGGUUCAGCCUCCACCAGCUGUAAUGUGACAGUGAAAGAACCUGUGCGCUUUAGAAAAAUGCUGGAGGACACAACUUUCAUAGUUGGUCAGCCACUGAAACUAGUCUGCACCUACACUGGGAGCCAGAGGGUCUACGUCACAUGGAAGAAGGACAACAAGCUGAUUUGGGCAUCUUAUCAAUAUAAUGUUAAAACAACCGCGUCAACCUGCAUUCUGGAGGUGCUCAACAGCGACAGACCUGAGGCAGCUGGAACAUACACUUGUGAAAUUUCCAACGGAGCUGGAACCGACAUCUGCCACGCUCGUGUCAGCCUAGAACCUGUGCGCUUUUUAAAAGAACUGGAAGACACCACUUUCAGACUUGGCAAGCCGUUGUCACUGUACUGCACUUACAGCGCCAGCCCCAACAUCUAUGUGAGCUGGAAAAAGGACGGCAGACCAAUCUGGGCCUCCUACAAGUACAAUGUCAAAUUAGAACCUGCUCGCUUCAAUAGGAAGCUGGAAAACACCACGUUCACACUCAGCAAAUCGAAAAGUCUUAGAGUCGCCUUCAGCGGCAGCCAAAGAGUGACCUCGUAUCAGUACAAUGUGAGGACCGCAGACUGCAGCUCCGUCCUAGAAGUCCUCAACAGCGACAGAGAAGAAGCUUGUGGAAGAUACACUUGUGAAAUUUCCAAUGCAGAAGGCUCAGAUAUCUGCCAUGCUCAUGUCACACUAGAGCCCGUACGCUUCGUCAAGAAACUCGAGGACGUCUGCCACGAGCUGGGUAAACCGCUCAGCCUUGCGUGCACUUCCAGCGGCAGUCACAGGGUCCAUGUGACGUGGAAGAAAGACGACAAGCUCAUCUGGGCUUCGUAUCAGUACAACGUCAAAACUACUGACUCCUCCUGCAUGCUGGGCGUCCUCUACAGCGACAGAGGGGCGGCGGGAAAAUACACUUGUGAAAUUUCCAAUGCAGAUGGAACUGACACCUGUCAUGUUCAUGUUAAAAUAGAACGAAAGGUCCCUCCAAACUUCACCAAGAGGCCCUCGGAGUCCAUGGUGGAUUCAGUGGGUAAGACAGUGAAGAUGGAGGGUCGGGUGUCUGGCUCACAGCCACUCAGCGUCACGUGGUACAAGGACAACAAUGAAAUCUAUGCGUCCGACAAAUAUGACAUCAGCUUCAAGAAUAAUGUGGCUGUGCUGUGUGUGAGAGACUCCACCAGCUCUGACGGCGGCGCGUACACCUGCGAGGCCACCAACGAAGCUGGAAAAGCUUUGUGUCGGGUUUCUCUCAACAUUUCAGAAACUAGCCAAGCUCCUAAAUUUGACAUUUGCCUGGAGCCGGUGACCGUGAGCGAGGGUGAGAAGCUGAGCCUCAAAUGCCUUGUGAGCGGCUCUCCUCCACUCACCAUCCAGUGGAUGAAAGACAGGAGGGAGCUGAAGUCCAGCGGAAACACCAGGAUCACGUUUGUUGGUGGGAGGGCCUGUCUGGAGAUCAGCCCUGUGUCAAAGAGCGACGCAGGAGAUUACCUGUGCAAGGCCAGCAAUGCUACGGGCAGCGACUUCUGCAAGUCCAGGGUCAAUGUGCAAGACAAAGGAGCCAAGGCCGUCCCCGCCGUGGCAGCCACGGCUGCCCCAGCUGCAGCUGCUCCGGUCAAAAGACUUGACAACCUGUUCUUCAUCGAGGAACCUAAAAAUGUAUCUGUCUCAGAGAAGGGCACAGCAGCCUUUAUUGCCAAGAUUGGAGGCGACCCGAUCCCCAGUGUGAAGUGGAUGAAGGGCAAAUGGAGGCAGAUCACUCAUGGUGGUCGUAUCUCCAUCGAGCAGAAGGGCCAGGAAGCCAAACUGGAGAUCAGAGAGGUGACCAAGUCUGACGCCGGUCACUACAGAUGUGUCGCAGCCAACAGACAUGGGGAGAUUGAGUGCAGCUCUGAGAUGGAGGUUUCCAAAAAGGAGGAAGUGGAAGGAUUUGGAGACUUAAGGACAAGACUGAAGAAGACUCCCUCCAAGCAGAAGAGCCCAAAGAAAGAACAAGAGGUCGAUAUUGUGGAGUUGCUGAGAGGUCACGACCCUAAAGACUACGAGAAGAUACUGCAUGAACAUGGAAUCCACGACUACCGGGCCAUCCUGCAGGCCAUCGAGUUCCUGAAGAGGGAGAAGGAGAUGGAGACUGGAAAAGUGGAAUUGGAGCACGGAGGUCGGGUUGAAGAGGAGGAUAUGGCCAAACUCAUCCAGCAGCUGGAGGGACGUGUCGGCACUGAGCCCGUCUCUGUCGUGGAGGACAUCAGUGACCAGACGGUGACUGAGAACCAGAGCGCCACCUUCGGGUGUCAGAUCAGGAUCAACUACCCAGAGAUCACUCUGACCUGGUACAAGGGAACGCAGAAACUCGACAAAAGCAACAAGUAUGACAUCAGCAGUGUGGGAGACCGCCAUUAUCUGAAGAUCAUCAACUGCCAGGUCAAAGAUCAGGGCAACUACCGUGUUGUGUGUGGUCCUCACAUCUCCAACGCCAAACUCAGCGUGUCAGGUAAGAGUCUGACUCUUUUCACUUCCUGUCUGGGCUCGAGUCAGUUCGUCUUUCGUGUGUCGUUUUGUUUUUGUCAGGUUCUAAAUCAGGUGAAACUCACUGAACUCUUUGAUCCUUACGGGUUGUGUGUGUUUUUGUCUUUUUCUUGUUUCGCGUUUCUUCCCCUUUGUCGAGACUUAAAGUCUUAAAAUAUAAAAAAAACAACUUUGACAAAUAAUCAGUGUUUUGAAAAACCAGACAUUCACUGUCAUUAUCUGGUUUUAGCCAAAAAAAUUCAGUUCACUAAAUGCAUCAGAAGCAUCGAGGUCAGUGAACGCCACUCUGCCACCUUCGAGUGCGAGUUGUCCUUUGACAACGCCAACGUCACAUGGUACAAAGACUCAUGGGAGCUUAAAGAGAGUCCAAAAUAUAACUUCAGGACUGAGGGCCGACGGCACUUUAUGACCAUCUGCGACGUUACGGCAGAGGAUGAAGGAGUUUACUCUGUGAUCGCUCAACUGGAGCCGAAGGGAGAAGCUCGAGGUUCCGCUGAGCUUCACCUCACAGACAAAGACGUUGUGUUAGGAAAGGUUCCUCAGGAUGUCCCCGACGUGUCGCUUCCAGCAACAGAAACAGACUCUUACGUUUUCAGAGAAGAGAGAAAAACCAUAGAGGAAGUUGUUGAGAAGACUCAGUUCGAGAGCAGAGAAGAAAUCCCUGAAGUUGCUGAGGUUUACAGGAGAGUGGAGGAGAAGCGCUCUGACGCUGCAGCUCCAGUCGAAGUACCUGAAGCAAAGAAGCUGCAGCCUGAGGGUGGCGCUGUUGCUCAGUGGGAAGAAGCUCUGGCUCCAGAAGUACAAGAUGCAAUCAAAGCAGAGGGAUCUGUAGUACCACCUGCACCAAAGGUUGCUCCACCAAAGGCCAAAGCUGUUCCAGCCCAAGAACCAAAGAAACCAGAGACUCCAAGAAAACCGGCUCAUAUUCCCAAAACAAAACCAGAGGAACCGAAGAAAGAGGUUCUCGAAGAAACACAGAUGUCUGCCCAGGUGCCAAAGAAGGUUCCAGAAGAACCAAAACAUCUUGUCCAAGACACAAAGAGGGUUACUGGAGCUCCAAAGAAAACUCAAGAAACACCUCCGAUAAUACCUGAGUCACCAAAGAAGGUUCUAAAGGAACCCCAAAAAGUACUGGAAGAAAUUAAGAAGGUUCCUGAAGCUCCAAAGAAAGUCCUGGACACACAAAUAUUGGUUCCAGAGGCCCCAAAGAAGGUUCGAGAAGAACCUAAAAAAAUAGUGGAAGAAAUUAAGAGGGUUCCUGAAGCUCCUAAUAAAAUUCAGGACACACCAAAAUUGGUUCCAGAGGAACUAAAGAAGGUUCCAGAAGUACCCAAAAAGGUUCAGGUAGUUGAAAAGAGGGUUCCUGAAGCCCAAAACAAAAUUCAGAAGACACUUAAGACAGUUCCAGAGGUACCAAAGAAAGUUCCUGAAGAACCAAGGGAGACUCCAGAGGCACAAAAAAUGGUGCCCCACCUAGAACCAACCACACCACAAGAUUUGGAAACACCAAAACAAAUCCUUCAGGCUAAGCCUCAACAACAAGUGAUUCCUCCAGAAGAGAAGAAACCAACCACACCCAAACCAAAGCCUUCAGCUCCUGCUCCUGCUCCUGCUCCUGCACAGAAAGGUGCACCCCUUGCAGUUUCUCCCCUGGAGGAGAAGAAACCAUCUGUACCGGCACUCAAACCUUCACCUCCUUCUCCUGCUGCUGCAGAGAAAGUUACGCCCCCUGCAGCUCAAGUUGCAGCGAUGCAGAGGAAACCAUCUCCUCCGGCCGCUAAGGCUGAACGCUCUCCUGUGUUGGAGGAAAUGUCUCUGCCUGAAGACAUGGAACCAGUUUCAGCUCCAGGACCAACUAAAGAUGGAAAACCAUCAGAGGAGCCAGCGAAAGGCAGAGGCCGAGGAUUCGGUGCGAGACAGACGCCAUCACCUGGUGACGGUGGGCGGGGCCGCGGCCUGAGGCCUGGUGGAAAAGGUCCAUCCCCUCCAGAGGAUCCCUUCGGAGGGUUCAAGCUGAAAGCCGUCCCUCUGAAGUUCAUCAAGAAGCUUCAGGACAUUGUGUUGCAGGAAGCAGAGUCCAUCGGCUCGUCAGCUGUCUUUGAGUGUGAGGUCUCACCUUCCACUGCCAUCACUUCCUGGAUGAAAGACGGCAGCAACCUGCGUGAAGGCCCCAAACACAAGUUCACCUCUGACGGCAAAGAUCGCAAGUUGAACAUUAUUGAUGUUCAGCUGUCCGACACUGGUGAAUACAGCUGUGUGGCCAAGAACGCCGGCAAAGAAAUAACGUGCACAGCCAAGCUCAUCGUUGAAGAGCUUCCUGUGAAAUGGUUGAAAGAGCUAGAACCAGAGACGACGUGUAUGAAAGGUCAGCCCAUGUAUCUGACCUGUGAGCUGAACAAAGAGCGAGAUGUCGUCUGGAAACGUAACGGCGCUCCCCUCAAGAAACAGGCCGGGAAAGUGGCCGUUAAUAUCAUCGGUAUGCAGCACGCCGUGACCAUUCAGAAUGCCACCGACGACGACGCCGGCGCCUACACAUGUGAGGUGGACGGACAGGAGGACGUCAAGACGACAACCAUCGUGAAAGUGAUCGAAAUAAUCAAAGACUGGCUGGUGAAGCCUCUGAGAGACCAGCACGUCAAACCAAAGGCUAAGGCCACGUUCAAGUGUGAGCUGUUUAAGGACACGCCCAACUGGAAGUGGUUCAAGGGCGAUGACGAGCUCGCACCUUCUGACAAGGUUGAGAUCAACAAAGACGGAAAGGACAUGACUCUGACUGUCAACAACUGUCAGCCCGAGGAUGUGUCAGACUACACCAUCGAGGUGGAGGAUCGCAGAUACACAGCCAAGCUCACACUGGGAGAGCGUGAGGCGGAGGUCCUGAAGCCGCUCGCCAGCGUGGAGGUAGUGGAGAAGGAGGAGGCAAACUUUGACACUGAGAUAUCUGAGGAAGACGUGGCUGGAGAAUGGAAGCUGAGAGGACAAGUGUUGAUCAGAUCCCCGACGUGCGACAUUAAAAGUGACGGCAGGAAACGUUUCCUGACGCUGAAGAACAUCCAGCUGGACCAGGCGGGCGAAGUGUCAUACCAGGCUCUGAAUGCCGUCACCAGCGCCAUGCUCACUGUCAAAGAGAUCGAAAUGGGAUUUCUUGAUCAACUGAAGGAUGUUUCAGUGCCUGAAAAGAAACAGGCUAAGUUUGAAUGCACCAUCACCAAGGAUGUGCCAAAGGUCAUGUGGUUCAGGGGGGCGGAGAUAGUCACCCCAAGCCCCAAAUAUGAAAUAAUAGAUGAUGGGAAGAAACACAUGCUUAUCAUAAACAGCUGUGAGUUUGACGACGAGGCUCAGUACACCAUCGAAGUGUUGGGACAAAAGUCCAGCGCUCAGCUGACAGUCGAAGGCACGAGGCUGAAGUUUGUGCAGCAGCUUCAGGACCAAACGGUGAAAGAAGGUAAAACAGCAACUUUUGAGCUCGAGCUGAGCCACGAGAACAUGCCGGUGGUUUGGUACCGGAACGAAGUCAAACUUCACAUGAGCCGGUCGGUUCUCACACAUGUGGAAGGAAAGAGACACAGUCUAGAAAUGAGGACGUUGACUCUAGAUGAUACCUGCCAGAUAAAGGCAGAGGCCAAAGGACUUUACACCAUGGCUAAACUGACGGUGAUAGAGGGCGACGCCGUCUUUGUGGUGAAGCUGCAGGAUUACACGGCCACGGAGAAAGACGAGGUGUCUCUGGACUGUGAACUGAGCAAAGACGUCCCGGUCAUGUGGUAUCACGAGGAGAAGGAGAUCAUCACCUCCAAGAUGGUGGUGAUGAGGUCAGAGGGCACUCGCAGGUCUCUGGUCCUGAAGAAAGUGGAGUCGAGCGACAAAGGGAAAUACAUAUGUGACUGUGGAACCGACAAAACUUUGGCCAACAUCAGCAUCGAAGCUCGUGACAUCAAGGUCGUACGGCCGAUUUAUGGCGUAGAGCUGUUUGACGGAGAGACGGCUCGUUUCGAGGUGGAGAUCUCAGAGGACGACGUGCACGGCCAGUGGAAACUGAACGGAGAAGUCCUCAGUCCUUCCUCUGACAUUGACGUCAUCGAGGAGGGAGGCAAACACACUCUGAUCCUGUACAACUGCAGAGUCUCGAUGACCGGAGAGGUGGCGUACGCUGCCGCCAACGCUAAAUGUUCAGCCAACCUGAAGGUCAAAGAACUCCCUCUGAACUUCCUGGCGCAGCUGAAUGACGUUCAGGUCUACGAGAAGGAUGAGGCAAGGUUCGAGGUGGAGGUGUCGAGGGUGCCGAAGAGCUUCCGCUGGAUGAAAGGCUCGCAGGAGCUGCAGAGCGAUAACAAGUACCAGAUGAUGCAGGAGGGAAACAUGUAUGUUUUGUUGAUCCAAUCUGCCGCCUACGACGACGAGGCCAAGUACACGUUCGAGGCUGAGGACAAGAGGACGACGGCCAAGCUGGUCAUACAGGGUAUUCGUCUGGAGUUUGUCAAACCGAUCAAGGACGUGACAGUGAAGGAGCGAGAAACGGCUGAAUUCAGUUUCGAACUCUCUCAUGAAAAAGUCUCUGUAGUUUGGUACAAAAAUGACAUCCGUCUUCAUCCCAGCAAAGUGGUGCACAUGUCGGAUCAGGGAAAGAUCCACACACUGGCCUUCAAGGAGGUCACCAUAGACGACACGUCCAUGAUCAAAGUGGAGGCCAUGGACAAGACCGUGACCGCCAUGCUCACUGUCAUCGAGGGUGACAUCUACUUCACCACCAAGCUGCAGAACUACACGGCCGUGGAGAAAGAUGAGGUGAAGCUGGUCUGUGAACUAAGUAAAGCAGUCGCAGACGUCAAAUGGUUCAAGGACGGACAGGAGAUCACUCCCUCCAAAAACAUUGCAAUCAGCACCGACGGAAAGAAACGCAUCCUGAUGGUCAGGAAGGCUGAGAAAGCAAACAUUGGAUCAUACACCUGCGACUGCAGCUCCGACAAAACAACAGCAAACCUCAACAUUGAAGAGCGCGACAUCAAGGUGGUACGUCCGCUGUACAGUGUGGAGGUCACAGAGACGGAAACAGCCAAGUUUGAGACAGAGAUUUCAGAGGAUGACGUCCACGGGAACUGGAAACUGAAAGGAGAAGCUCUGCACCAGUCGCCUGACGUUGAAAUUAAAGAGGAGGGAACCAAACACAUGUUGAUCCUCUAUAACGUUCGUAUGGACAUGGCAGGGGGCGUCGACUUCUGUGCAGCCAAUGCCAAAUCCAACGCUCAGCUGCGAGUCAAAGCUCGCUCCAUCAGCCUCACGCGUCCUCUGAAAGACGUGACGGUGACGGCCGGGGAGACCGCGACCUUCGAGUGCGAGCUGUCGUACGAAGGCAUCGAGGUGCAGUGGCUCCUGGGAGGAAAGAAAAUGGAGGCCAGCGACCGCGUGAAGACUCGGACAGCGGGUCGAGUUCACACUCUGACUGUCAGAGACGUGAAGCUGUCGGAGGCUGGUGAGGUCAAACUCAUCGCAACAGACUUCCAGACUCAGGCUCAGCUCAUAGUCAGGGAGCCGGCAGUGGAAUUCACGAAGCCUCUGGUGGAUCAGACGGUGGAGGAGGAGGCGACCACCACGCUUGAGUGUGAAGUUUCCAGAGAGAACGCAGAAGUUCAGUGGUUCAGAGAAGGACAAGAGAUCAGGAAGACCAAGAAGUACAACCUGAUCGUUGAUGGCCGCAAAAGGGCGCUGGUCAUCCACAACUGCUCUCCGGAUGACGCCAAGAUGUACACAUGUAACGCCAAGGAGUUUAAGACUUCCUGUUACCUGGAGGUCACACCUCCACAUGUGGAGUUUGUGAAGCCUCUGCAGGACGUGGAGGUCAAAGAGAAGGAAUCUGCCAAGUUUGAAUGUGAAGUGUCCCGCGAGUCCGCCAAGGUGCGAUGGUUCAAGGACGGCAGCGAGAUCAGGAAAGGAAAGAAGUACGAGAUCAUUUCUAAGGGAGUCCAGAGGAUCCUCAUCGUCCACAAGUCUGUGUUCGACGAUGAGGCAGAGUACGAGUGUGACGCCAGAACCUCCAAGACGUCUGGCAUGCUCACUGUCAUCGAGGAGGCCGCCAGAUUCACCAAGAACCUGUCCAACGUGGAGGGAAUGGAAACAGACAGCGUGAAGAUGAUCUGUGAAGUGUCAAAGGCUGGUGCCGAGGUCACAUGGUACCUAGGAGACAAGGAGCUGCCAGAGGGAGGACGCUACGAUCAGAUCAUGGAUGGACGCAAGAGGAUCCUGAUCAUCCAGGAUCUGAGGAUGGAAGACGCUGGCGACUACAACUGCAGAUUGAGUCCGACCGUCAAGACGUCCGCCACGCUCAAACUGAAUGAACUGGCCGCUGAGUUCAUCGCUCGUCCUCAGAACCAGGAAGUGGUGGAGGGUGAGAAAGCAGAGUUCGCCUGCUCCGUCUCUAAGGAAACGCACGAGGUGAAAUGGUUCAGAGGUGAUAAGGAGGUGGAGACCGGGGACAAGUACAAUAUCAUCAGUGAAGGAAAGAUAAGGGCUCUUAUUGUGAAAAACUGCAAACUGAAGGACGAGGGCGGCUAUGUUGCUCACAUCGGCAGCGUCAGAGCCUCAGCUGAUCUGUGUGUGAUCGAAAAACUGAGGAUCAUCACGCCGAUCAAAGACACAGAGGUGAAGGAGGGAACGGAGAUCGUGUUCAAUUGUGAGACGAACACGGAGGGAGCAAAGGCCAAGUGGUUGAAGAAUGAGGAGACCAUAUUUGAGAGCAGCAAGUACAUGAUGGCUCAGAGGGACAACGUCCUGUCUCUGAGGAUCCGAGAUGCUCAGAAGAGCGACGAGGCCAUUUACACCAUCAGCCUGGCCAAUCACAGAGGAGAACAGGCCAAGUGCACCGCCAGCGCCAAGGUCGCAG
Molecule: messenger RNA, 30835 nt
Organism: Paralichthys olivaceus (Japanese flounder)
Lineage: Eukaryota; Metazoa; Chordata; Actinopteri; Pleuronectiformes; Paralichthyidae
Source: RefSeq, a predicted model, not a curated record